Molecule: messenger RNA, 2608 nt
Organism: Nelumbo nucifera (sacred lotus)
Lineage: Eukaryota; Viridiplantae; Streptophyta; Magnoliopsida; Proteales; Nelumbonaceae
Gene: CP5
Product: Polyketide cyclase/dehydrase and lipid transport superfamily protein
Molecular function (GO): lipid binding
Source: RefSeq, a predicted model, not a curated record
UUCAGUCCUUUUCACUCUUGAUUCUUUGAAAGGAGUCAUCAGUCCAAGAGUGAAUUUUGAUAUCAUCCAUGGUGGGAUUGGGAUCGUCGUGAUUUCUUUUCACUGUGGUUAAAAUUUUGGCGUGGAGAUCUGGUAUGGUACGGAGCAUAAAUUAUAACCCAUAGCUCAUCUCAAUUCCCAACCAAAGCCACCGCUGCACCGCGUCACUGCAAUUGUUUAAUUGUAAAUAAUACUCUGAAUUCUGAAUUCUGAAAUUCUGAGAGGAGAGGAGGAAAGAUCAUCAUCCAAGUCAGCGAACGUGAAAAACGAGACAAUUGCAACCACGUAAAACAAACAUCUCUGAUCUCCCUUUAUCAUUUGUGUGGAGGGUUUGGUUUGGGCUUUGGCCAGGAAAAGAACAGAAGAGACCACUGCAGUAUAUAUUUCUCUAGCAUUCAUUUCAUCCUUCGGCAUCUCUUGGUCCCGAUUCCUCUAAAUUUAGCGCCAAUUUUUGGGCCACUGCUGUGGAUAUUUUGUUCGCCAAAUGUAGAAGGUUGUGUUGAGUCUGAAAUUUAAGACUGGGCCUACGGUAAUCCUUAUAACACGCCUCGCUGCCGCUUAUCUUUAAAUCCUUAUCCCAAGCUGCUGUAUGCAUACUAUCGUUUUCUUCUUCAGUUCCUCUGCUGUCCAUAUCUGCAUCUCCUUCCAUCCUCUCUUUCAUCUUUCCUCUGCUGUCCAUAUCUGCAUCUCCUUCCAUCCUCUCUUUCAUCUUUCCUCUUCCUCUUCUCUUUAUUAGUUAGCGGGGGUUUUGCUUCUAGGGUUUCAUUUUCCCUGUUACUUUUCCCCCGUCGGAACCCUCGAGUUAUCGCUGUGCUUAUUGCUCUAUAAUUUGUAUUGAAUCGAGGGUUCCUUUUUUUUUUAAUUCUCUUCCUCCUCCUCCUACUCCUCUUUUUUUCUCCUAUUUUUUUUUCCGGGUUAUCGAUUCUUUCUCUUCAAUGGCUGUGGUUUCGGCUUUGUUCGAGAUUCUAGAGAGACCCAAUAUUGGGGAUAUCUUCAUGGAGCUCAUGGGGUUUUUCGGUCCUCUAUGGAUUGCUGUUCUUGUUGGAAUUGUGGUUGGAUGGUCUUGGAAGCCGAAAUGGGCCAGUUUGGGGAGAGACAAAUUGGAUUCUUCAAUUUCAAAUCCUCCUUCUCUGUUACCCUCCUCAUCCUCCCCAAGGUUGAGUUCAUUAAAGGCAACAAACCCCAGUUGCAACUCUUUGAUCCCCGACGAUGGUCUGGAGAAGGAGACUUUCUCCUCACCACCUACCACGGAUUCUGUCUGCGGUUCGUCACAACUUGAAAUGGAAAAAUCGGUGGCUAUGACUGAAGAAGAUCUAGAGUUUCUGUGUCAGCUUGCAGAGAUGAAAGAUGGAGGUCCAGCGUGGAUGCAUAUGAUGGACCGUUCUACUCCUAAUAUGAGCUACCAAGCUUGGCAGAGAGAUCCAGAGAAUGGUCCUCCACAAUAUCGUUUUAGAACUGUCUACGAGGAUGCUACACCUGAGAUGGUGAGGGAUUUCUACUGGGAUGAUGAUUUCCGAUCUAAGUGGGACGACAUGCUGAAAUAUUCUGCUACAUUGGAGCAGUGCCCGACCACAGGAACUAUGGUGGUCCAUUGGAUCCGCAAGUUUCCCUUCUUCUGUAGUGAUAGAGAAUACAUAAUUGGACGUCGAAUUUGGGAAUCUGGAAAUGCAUAUUACUGUGUUACAAAGGGAGUACCCUGCCCCUCUGUCCCAAGGCGCAACAAACCAAGACGUGUUGACCUGUACUAUUCUAGUUGGAUUAUUCGGGCAGUGGAAUCCAAGAGAGGGGAUGGUCAGCUGACUGCAUGUGAAGUGCUUCUCUUUCACCAUGAAGAUAUGGGUAUUCCAUGGGAAGUUGCAAAGCUUGGUGUUCGCCAUGGGAUGUGGGGAGCUGUCAAGAAGAUCGAUCCUGGUUUACGUGCUUACCAGAAGAAUAGAGCAGCAGGGUCACCACUCUCCCAUGGUGCGCUCAUGGCUCAGAUCAACACUAAAAUCAAUGUAGACUACUUCAGAUCCUUAGAAACUACUGGUGACUCAACCGAAGUAAAAACAAUAGAUUCAUCUGAGAAACCAUUGGGAAGGAACAUACCCAAGCUCCUAGUUGUUGGGGGAGCUGUUCUCGUUGCAUUUACACUUGACCGGGGCCUCUUGACUAAAGCAGUCAUAUUUGGAGUGGCUAGAAGAUUUGCUAAUAUUGGGAGGAGAUUGUGACUGAGGAACAUUGACUGGAAUCUGCAAUCAAUACAAGUUAAUUCACUCAUUUGUUCAGUGAGCUGCACUUUUGAUGGAUUGCCACUCGCCUCUCCUAACAAGAAAAGAUUUUGUAUCCCCUCUGCUAUUUUAAUGAUGAUUCAACUCCAAGAGGUUGUAUGUUUUCAUCCAUUAGAAUGGGUAAAUCUCACUUGAGGAUUUGUCAUUGAAACCACAGGCAAAUUCAGUUUUUCUUUCACUUUCCUGUAAUUUUCCCCUUAUUUCGUUAUCCAUAUUUAAGCUGAGGUUGCACAUAAAACAAGGAAAAUUAAAUUAUUUAAUACAAGGAUCUUAUGCCCUUAAUAUCACAGGUAAAUUUA